GUGAAUAUGCUAAAUUUAGUUUUUCACUUCGAGGGAUGCGGACAGCCUUAUAACUUCUGAAUGCUUUCUUCAAAAAAACUUCUGAAUGCUUAUGUUUGUAUGGUUUGGGAUGUUUUCUUUUGGACUGAAAUUUGCUGGUCUGGUCUGGUCUGAUCUGAUCUAGUCUGGUAUGAUAAACGUCUAGUCUCUGUGUAUUUUAUAACUACGGAAGUCUGGUAUGGUCUGGUCUGAUCUGGUCUGGUUUGAGACUGAAAACAGUCCAAAAGAAAACAUCCUUACGCCGUAUGGUCCAUGGAGUAUGUUGGGCCACGAAAAACUUAUUAAAUAAAGGUGUGGCCCAUGAAUAGAGAUAGAAGCUUAAGAAAUGCAAAUUCAAGGAACAGAUAACAAUAAGAAGCUUGGAGCUAAAGAAGUGGAGCAAAGUGAUAUAGUCAAAGAGCUAACUCCCUAUUCCUACAAAAUAGGAGUCGAACAUGCCGGGCAGUUAGAUGAUGGAUUAGAAUGAGAUGAAUUUACUUGUAUAAAUAGAAUAAAAGGUCGAACAUAAGGGGACUACGGGUAAUUCCACUUCCAUAGCUGUGAUAUUUGAUAUUGAUCUAGAUUUUGUUUUAAUUGUUGUGCUUUACAUGUAAAGUGUUGGCACUUCCCACUUCAAUGAUUAUUAAUAGAUUGAUCCCCGAUUAUCAAUAGAGAUAUUUAGGAACAAAGCUCUCAAGUUCACAUUCAAUUGCUAUCGAUAUAUCUAUACUAUUUUAUUUCUUGUACGUAGCCCAACACAUCCUUUUCAUUUAUUUGCUUUUUUAGAAAUUAGCGCAAAAAUUGCUAAAACAAUUUGGCGCCGUCUGUGGGAAAUCGUGCAAGAAAAAGAUCACAUAUGGAAGGAGCAAAUCAAUUGUUGAUUGAAUUCCAUGAGCAAUUAGAGAUGGUCCGAGAUGAAAUCCGGCGCGAGAUGGCGGAGAAGAUGGCUCAUCUCCAACGGGAAAACGAUAUGCUUCGAUCUCAGGUGCAAUUGGCGGUAUCAAUAGCCUCAAAGUCAAGACUCAACCGGAGGAGUGACACAAUGACUGCCGCAACACGGCUGGAUAUUUGUUUCUCCCCAGCUGCGACGGAUCCACCUGCAACAGUGACGGAUCCUGUCUCCCUCACGCUAGAGCCGUCAAUUCCUCAUUACAGGAGCAGAACUUAUGGGGAGCCUGGUCCAUCAAGUUUCAUGCAGUACGCCAGACGGAAUGAGCCUAGUGUAUCAUUUCUAGAGCCUCUGACGGAACGCUUUGGCAGACCUGUCACGACAUCAGCGUCGACGCUUCCAGAGCGACGCCCCGAAGUGAAUUUCAUCCCAUCACCAACCCGUCCUGAAGUCAUCCAUAUGGUAGGACCAACGUCUUCUAUCCCAAUACCAAUCCACCCAGCCGUAGCAGAUCAGAUGUCCAUGUUAAUGGAGCAAGUGCGUCAUAUGCAGGACAAGAUCAACGGAUUGCUAGGGGUACCCCCGCCCUUGGAAAGAGCGUCACGAACGUGUUAUGAAGAUUCACCUUUUGACGCUUCGAUCAUUCGUGUCCAACUGCCGAAUAAAUUUGACGUACCAAUCAUGGAGCCAUUUGACGGAACCACGGAUCCUGGAGAACAUGUCGCGCGAUAUAAGCAAGUGAUGUCGACCGUCUCCGUUAGACCGGGACAAAGAGAGGCAUGUAUGUGUCGAGGAUUCGGCAUAACAUUGAUCGGUCCCGAUUUGACAUGGUUUGUCAAUCUUCUGAAUGGAAGCGUCGGUUCAUUUGCCGAACUCGUCAAUCUUUUCAAUCGACAGUUCGCGAGUAGUAAGGUAUUGGAAAGACGGACCAGUGACUUGUAUCAAGUCACACAGAGGCAUGGUGAAUCACUUAGAGAUUAUUUGCACAGAUUCAACGUAAGGAAGGUGUUGAUCCCAAAAUGUGACGUCUCUACCGUCAUUGAAGCAUUCCGAAAAGGUUUAUAUGAAGAUUCAGAGCUAUACCGAGAGCUGACGAAAUACCCUUGUCGAUCCUUCGAAGAUGUCCAAACAAAGGCGUUGGCUUUCAUCCGUCUAGAAGAAGACUUACGAUCCCGUCUUGGACAUGUUGAGCAUGAAUGGGGGCACAUCAUCCGAUGAUAGACAGAUUCUAAAGAGCUGCAAUACGGUAACCCUUAAAAGUUGUUUCAUUUUUAGUUUGUUACUUUCUUUCGCAUAUUGUCAUCAAUUCCAUGACGAGUCACUUCUGUGACGGAUCGCUUUCGUGACGAAUCACUUUGAUGACGAAUCACUUUGAUGAUGCAUCACUUUCUUGACGAGUCACUUCCGUGACAAGUCACUUCUGUGACGAAUCACUUUCGUGACGAGUCGCUUCCGUGACGAAUCACCUUCAUGACGAGUCAUUUCCGCGACGAGUCACUUUCGUGAUAAGUCACUUCGGUGAUGAAACAAUUGAAAUCGUCAGACGGGGGGCAUAUCGUCCUACGGUAGACAUGUUAUGGCGAUAACUUAUCUAGAUUGGUAUACAUAUUCUUAAUAUCUAUUUUUCAUUUAUCUAUAAAUGAGGUCACUAACUUAAUCGUCGGAGGGCCGUUGGCUUAAGGCAAACGACCGAACCUAAUGACGUUUUGAAUUCAGAAGACUAAACAACGCGUCAGGUAAAGCGGAGCACCACCAGUAAGUUACUUUGAUACUUCACAUUUCUUUGUAAGUUUAGAAACCAACGACGUAGCAAGUGCAACGAAUCUGUCAAGGCGUCAUAAUGAAAGUUGACAAUGUCAACCUAUAUGUCUGUUUGAAGCUUUGUCUCAUUUACUGACUUGAUCCUGGGCAGAACAUUGACUUUAAUCUCAAACAACUUGUCUGAUUAUUUAAAUUGAAUUUAAUAAGCUCUUGAUUCGUUUAAAAAGUGUUCUAUAGCUAUCUUGUUUAAGGAAGUUGUGACGUACUGAGUGUAAGGUUUAUAUCCCUUCCUAAAGAUUGGUUUAUCACUUUACUGACUUAACCAUUGGAGGGCCGUUGGCCCAAAGCCAACGGCCAGCUUUGACGGUUUGUAAUGAGUGCAGGACUAUCUUAAGACAAGCAAUUGUGGGGCAAUUCGCGAAGGCAAGAAAGCGUCAAUCACGCUUUUACCAACUGGGCACUAUACAUAGACAUCAAAAUGGGAAAGGGCUGGGCUGCCCAUGAGAAUAUCUCAUGGAUCACAGUCCCAGCUGGCCCUUGCGACAUAUAUACUUUGGCCAAAACCUACACACGUAUAUGACGACGCACGUACAACCAAAACAUAUAUGACAACACACGUGCAACCAAAACAUAUAUGACAACAUGCGUACAACAAAAAAAUACAGAACUACACAACAGAAACACAUGCUCCAACAUAAGGAGAUAGUGCAAACGACAAACGUAACGCUAUUUAAAGUUUUUGCAGGAUAUGAGUCAAGUUCACACAAUCCAACUCGUCAUCUGGACGAAGUUUCAACUCGUCAGCACUACCUAAAUUUGGAGGAAGAGCAUAGGAGAUCAACCUUCGUUCUUCGUUGCUUCAGUCAACGAGACGGAUUCAAUCAAAAACUACUUGCAAAGAAGGUGACAAGUUGACGGAAGCGUCUUAUCUGAGGAUUGACGGGUUGAAGAAAGCGUUUCGUCAAAUGAGUGACAAGUUGAUAGAAGCGUCUUGACGAGUUGACGAAAGCGUCCAGACGGGUGACAGAUUGACGACAUGUCUUGUCAAAAUGAUGACGAGCUGAUAUGUGCAAUAAUAAGGAUGACAGGAGACCAACCUUCGUUCUGCAUCACCCCACUCAAGGAGACAAAUUCGAUCUAAAAACUACUUGCAAGGAAAGUGACAUGUUGAUAGAAGCGUCCAGACAGGCAAGUGACGAGAUGAAGGAAACAUGUCAUCAGAAAAAUGAUGAGUUGACAAGUGUCUUGUUUUCAAGGAUGACGUCUCAUCAGACAAAUGACGAGUUUAUAAGAGCAGUAUUCAAGGAUGACGUGUGUAGAUGUUUUCAAGAUUUCGACAAGUUGACGCUUAACGGUUUGACAUGUGCGUCCAUACGCCUCAACUUCUCGAAAGGGGGCAAUUGUUGGGCCACGAAAAACUUAUUAAAUAAAGGUGUGGCCCAUGAAUAGAGAUAGAAGCUUAAGAAAUGCAAAUUCAAGGAACGGAUAACAAUAAGAAGCUUGGAGCUAACGAAGUGGAGCAAAGUGAUAUAGUCAAAGAGCUAACUCCCUAUUCCUACAAAAUAGGAGUCGAACAUGCCGGGCAGUUAGAUGAUGGAUUAGAAUGAGAUGAAUUUACUUGUAUAAAUAGAAUAAAAGGUCGAACAUAAG
Cuscuta epithymum is the source of this 4318-nucleotide messenger RNA. The record is from the annotation of a GenBank genome assembly. NCBI's taxonomy places the organism in Eukaryota, Viridiplantae, Streptophyta, Magnoliopsida, Solanales, Convolvulaceae.